AUGCCCAACUACAACGACUCGGCGCCGAUCAACUUCAAGCAGUACGCGGGCUAUCUGGCGCUGCCGUCGAACGGCCAAAAGAUGUUUUACUGGCACGUCGAGUCCCAAGCCAACCCGGCGACCGACCCGCUCGUGCUCUGGCUCAACGGCGGACCCGGCUGCUCGUCGCUCGGCGGCUUCUUCAAGGAGCUCGGGCCGUUCGUUGUCGCGAGCGACCUUAGCAUCAAGCGCAACAAAUAUGCGUGGAACCGCAAGGCCAACAUGGUCUUCCUCGAGUCGCCGGCUGGCGUCGGCUUUAGCUCGCCGCUGCUCAACGCCACCGAGUACAACGACGACGUGACGGCCGACCGCGCGUAUGAAUUCCUCGAGCAGUUUAUCGCUGCGUACCCUGAGUACCGUCAUCGGCCCUUUUACGUCACGGGCGAGAGCUACGCCGGUCGGUACGUGCCCUUCCUGCUGCACAAGAUGGUGACGCACCCGAUCGUCGACGUGACGCUGUCGGGCUUUGCGCUCGGGAACCCGUCGACCGACUACCACAUUGACCACAACGCAUAUGUGGACUACUACUACAGCCACGGCCUCAUCUCGCUCGAAAACUACGACGACGUCCUGACCAACUGCGGCGACGACGUCGGGCGUUGCGUCAUUUCGUCCGACAACUGCACGCAAGCCUGCAACAGCGUGCUCCAGGAAGGCAUCUUUUCCAUCAACGAGUCGGCGCUCAACCCGUACUUUAUCUACGGCGAUGUGUGCCUCCUCGAAAACGGCCAAGCUCGAGCACUGCGCUACCGCAAGAUCCAGCCCAUGCACCGCGGCCCGAUUGGUCCGUGCGCCGACACGUUCACCGAGUCGUACCUCCGACUGCCGCACGUUCAGGCCGCUCUGCACCUGCCGACGUACACCAACUGGUCGGACUGCAACGACGCAGUCACGGGCGUGUACCACAAGAGCGACUCGUCGCUGCAACACUACCCGACGCUUCUCAACGCGAACCUCAAGGUGCUCAUCUACAGCGGCGACGCCGACUCGGUCGUCAACUUCAUGGGCACGCAGCGCUGGAUCGGACCCCUCGGCCUCAAGCUGCACGUCCUCAAGAAGUGGCAUGCGUGGUUUGGCCCGGACAAGCAGCUCGCGGGGUACCGGGAAGAGUACGAUGGCCUCAACUUUACGACCAUCAAGGGCGCAGGACACAUGGUGCCCGCGGUGCGCCCGCUCCACGCGCUCUACAUGUUCGAGUGCUUCGUCUACGGCCAGGACGCCUGUGACACGUUUGCAUACCCCAAGGACAACCUCGAGUACUUGACGGGCGAAGACGUCGAGUACAACGAUAACGACAACGACGACGUUGUGGCGACCUCGUCGACGACCAAGGACGCGAGCACGACGACAUCGGCGUCGGAAGCGCCCUCGAGUGCGGAUUGGAUCGUCUACUCGGCGUUCCUUGUCGGUAUUAUAGCGCUCAUCGCGCUAGUCAUGUACAAGCAAGGGCAUUGGCACAAGACGUAUACGGCCUUGUAAGCUCGGCUAAAAACACGCUGUUUUGUGAUGUCCG
This is a messenger RNA of Saprolegnia diclina VS20, 1552 nucleotides long. RefSeq lists its product as hypothetical. The transcript has a single exon. The coding region runs from base 1 to 1518 and encodes 505 amino acids. NCBI's taxonomy places the organism in Eukaryota, Oomycota, Saprolegniomycetes, Saprolegniales, Saprolegniaceae. Gene Ontology annotation, biological process: proteolysis. Gene Ontology annotation, molecular function: serine-type carboxypeptidase activity. The record is from RefSeq and is a predicted model, not a curated record.